AUGCUGCGUCAGCCAUAUUCGACACAGGCUGCUGCGGUAUCGCAAAACUCUCCCUCUAUUGUUGCUGCGGCGGAACCACAACCAGUCGUCCAUGACGUGUUCGAAAAGGUCACCGGCACCUGGCAGUACAUCGUCGCGGAUCCCGCCACGGCCGUGGCCGCCAUCAUCGACCCGGUGCUCGACUUUGACCCGGCCACAGGAGAGCUGAGUACGGAAUCGGCGGACACGCUCCUCGCCAUCAUCAAGGAACAUGGGUACAAGGUUGAACGGAUCCUGGAGACGCACAUCCACGCCGACCACGUCACCGCGGCCGCGUACCUGCAACACGCUCUACGCGACGCCCAAGGCGACGCGCCCAGCAUCGGAAUCGGCAUGCGUAUAGAGACGGUUCAAAAGUUGUUUCAAAACUUGUACGGAAUUCCGGACGAUGAGAUCCAAGGCGCUCAUCAAUGUCUCUUCCAAGACGACGAGACCUUCCAGAUCGGCCAUCUCCAAGUGCAGGCCAUCCACCUCCCCGGACACACCCCAGACCACUUGGGCUACAAGAUUGGAGACAACGUCUUCUGCGGCGACUCCCUCUUCGCCGCGGACCUCGGCAGCGCCCGCUGCGACUUCCCCGGCGGCAGCGCCGCCGCCCUGUACGACUCCGGCCGCAAGCUGCUCGCCCUGCCCGAGCGCGUCCGGAUCUGGGCCGGCCACGACUACCCGCCCGCCGAGCGCCGCGGCGGGCCCUUGCCGUGGCAGAGCGUCGGCGAGCAUAGGCGGAGCAACCGGCACCUGAUGGGGGGCGUGGCGCGGGAGGAAUUUGUGGCGAUGAGGGAGGCGAGGGACGCGACGCUGAAGGAGCCGAGGCUGCUGCAUCAGUCGCUGCAGCUCAAUGUGCGUGGCGGGAGGAUGCCCAAGGUGGUGGCGGGACGGCGGAUGAUCAAGACCCCGAUAAGAGCGGCCAAAGGCGGGUGGUAG
Messenger RNA from Cordyceps fumosorosea ARSEF 2679, 963 nucleotides. Its product is annotated as metallo-beta-lactamase domain protein. Gene Ontology annotation, molecular function: sulfur dioxygenase activity. Bases 1 to 963 code for a protein of 320 amino acids. The record is from RefSeq and is a predicted model, not a curated record. NCBI's taxonomy places the organism in Eukaryota, Fungi, Ascomycota, Sordariomycetes, Hypocreales, Cordycipitaceae. Gene Ontology annotation, biological process: glutathione metabolic process; hydrogen sulfide metabolic process. The transcript is spliced from 2 exons.